GUGACUUCAGGUCAGACGUAUUCUCAUAUUAACAAAAAGUAGCCAUUCCAAAGACUAAACGCCCCAAGUAACAAGAACAAACACCCAGGGACUAAAAUGUUCAAACUGUGACUUGUCCAGUUCACUCCCACGCAAGGAAGUGGGUUUAAUCAGUACUAUUCAACUGGUUUUAUAAGCUUUAUUUACAGGCAAAGUUUAGGAGUAAGCUUGUAAUAUGAGGGAAGAUUAUAAUGUUCCCACAAAAUAAACAUGAAAAGCCAAGCUAUAUUCAAGAUAUGAGUCGCCAACAAUUAAAACUAAUUUUAGCGGCGGCAAAAUGUCUCAGGAAGUGAGCUUGAUAAAAGGGAGAGCAUAUGACAGUUUUUUCUCAAGACAUCGUGCUAAAACACAUCCUAUAAUGGUACAAGAAGCCUGACAACGUUAAGAAUAAAUAAAGUGUUAGCCUUAUUUACCUUGGCAGACAAAAAAGAUGCGUUAAUAAAACAGGCGAACUUAUCUGAACAGUGAAUCUGUUCAACUAACAUUUGUAAUCAACCAACCAAACAGUGUCUCGUACAAAACCUUCAUCUUACAUGUAGCUUUUCAGCUGUCAACUUCGCGCGUGCGCGCGCAAUUACGACUGAUUAUGAUGUCGUUCGCGGUAUAUUCUUACGUAUUUCAUGCCCAUAGCCGUUUGGUGAACUCUAAUUGUUACUAAAUACUCAUAAAGCUGUAGGAAGCACAGCCUACCGAACAUGAAAUCCUCUGGCAAUUUGCUUAACGACGAUGACCAAAAUGAGAGUGCCUCUUCGGCAAAGAAUGACACGGAAGAAUCGAAACUUUCACCGAUAGAAAGAUUUCGCCGCCUCGCUCGUUCAGUGAAGUCACAAGGUUGGUGGACCAAAGCCCUGCAGACGAAAAUUGCGGACGAACAUAGUAAAGAAUUCCAUAUUCAUCAGAAAAGUGGCCAAACUGAUGUGGUUUUAUCUUUCAAUGUCAAUGGUGAACAAAUUUCCUUGUUUUAUUGUAUCUUAUAAGUUACGUUCUUAGGGGCGUUGUGCACGGCUUUUGUUGUUUCUUAUCGUGAUAGAGCUGUAACACCCGAGAAAACAGCGUAGUCAAGUAUUGUUACAUGCUGUAUUUCAACGUUCUUUCCAAUGUUAAUAGCACUCAAGUCAGCGAUGCAUUCAUCUGGUCAUGUCUCCAAGAAAGCCAAAUUUAUUCUUACGAAAAACCCUUGGCAAAGGAAAGAAGUCAAGUAGUUUUACAUGCUGUAUUUCAAUGUUCUUUCUAUUGUUAAUAGCAUUCAAGUCAGCGGUGCAUUCAUCUGGUCAUCUUUCCAAGAAAGCCAAAUUUAUUCUCAUGAAAAACCCAUGGCAAAGGAAAGAAGACGAAAUGAAGUUAAUCUACAGCGUGGUAGAUAAGCUGAAAUGCUUUAAUCGUUACACAUCACGUAUCAAACAAGAGCUUGCAAGAGUUGUAUACUUCCAGCAGUUUGGGGAUGGACGAGUUGUUGUCCAACAAGGUCACCCUGGAAGGUCCAUGUACUUCAUCGUAAGUGGAAAUGUGUUAAUUCAAGUGACAGAGACAGACAAACGCACAGGAUGCUCCAAGAAGCAGAUCGUAGGGGAGAUGUUCGCUGGAGACUCCUUUGGUGAGCUGGCGCUUCUUCAUGACAUCAAGAGGGCCGCAACCAUCAUCUGUAAGGGCACGGCAGAGUUCCUCACAGUAGACAAACCGGAUUUUAAUAUGGUUUUGAAGAAAGGUCAUCAACAGGAAUGGGAGACAAGGAUAUCCUUGUUGAGGUCACUGCCUUAUUUCAGCGACUACACAACCAAAGAAUUAGAACAACUGAAUACAACAGCUAAACUUGUAGAGUACCCGCAAAACACGGUGAUUCUUCGAGACGUAGGAAACCCAGGAGAGUUUGCUUACUUCAUAAGGUCUGGCCAGUGUCAGGUUAUACAAGAAAUGACUCUUGUGAGAAGGACGCCUACUGUGGGCAAAAGAAGACUCAUUUUACCCCCAGUGGAUACAGAUAACAGAAUAAAUCCUGUCUUUAAAGUAAAAACUUACGAUCGCGUCAAAAAGCAUUUCCUUGUUAUCUGCCGUCUGGGUGAAGGAGAUUACUUUGGCGUUGGAGAGAAUUUCUCGAAAAUGAGCAUCGUAUCAGUUAAUAAGGUAAGAACAUCUUGUCAGUUAUUGAUCAUUACCACUGAAAUUUGUUACUGAUUCGUCCCCAAGCAUCUGAGUGCGGACGGGGGAAUCCGUCUAAAAGCGCGACCGGGUCGAGUGAGGAAAUGUUAGCCGUAAGUUCAGAGCGGAAAAAACGUAAUAAACAUGUUUGUUUUUAUUUUUUGCAUGAGCAUAAGCAUAAGAAACAUACCACACAUAAUUAGAUCACAAAGGACGUUACUUAACACACCUUACUGCGCUUGCGCAUGUUGUUUGUAUUUAUUCUCUUAUAAAAAACAGUAUUCAAGAAUGAGUUCCACUGGCCCCAGUUGUUUACGUAAUAAAAACGUAAUAAACAUUUUUGUUUUUUGAUUUUGUGCAUGAGCAUAAGCAUAAGAAAUAUACCACGCAAUUAGAUCACAAAG
Messenger RNA from Orbicella faveolata, 2579 nucleotides. RefSeq lists its product as uncharacterized. The record is from RefSeq and is a predicted model, not a curated record. Lineage: Eukaryota; Metazoa; Cnidaria; Anthozoa; Scleractinia; Merulinidae.